UGUUGCUCAAUGGGGCGAGCACAGCACCCACAGAUGUGCCAAGUGCCAGCAGAGCCGUGGGUCUCAGCACCCCGGGGCACCCCAAGAGGUGCUGCACAGGGGCCACGCCAGCAGAGAGGACACUGAUGGCUGGGAACACCACCAUGGCCAACCUGACAGCCACGAACACCGGGAGGAACUCGUGCACCUACCACGAGGAGUUCAAGCAGGUCCUGCUGCCCCUGGUGUACUCGGUGGUGUUCGUGGUGGGGCUGCCCCUCAACGCCGUGGUCAUCGGGCAGAUCUGGCUGGCGCGGAAGGCGCUGAGCCGCAACACGAUCUACAUGCUCAACCUGGCCGUGGCUGACCUGCUCUAUGUCUGCUCCCUGCCCCUCCUCAUCUACAACUACACACAGAAGGACUAUUGGCCUUUUGGGGACUUCACCUGCAAAUUUGUGCGCUUCCAGUUCUACACCAACCUGCACGGCAGCAUCUUCUUCCUCACCUGCAUCAGCGUCCAGCGCUACCUGGGCAUCUGCCACCCCUUGGCCUCGUGGCACAAGAAGAAGGGCAAGAAGCUGACGUGGCUGGUGUGUGCAGCCGUGUGGUUCAUCGUCAUCGCCCAGUGCCUGCCCACCUUCGUCUUCGCCUCCACUGGCACACAGAGGAACCGCACCGUCUGCUACGACCUGAGCACGCCCGACCGCUCCGCCGCCUACUUCCCCUACGGCAUCACCCUCACCUUCACCGGCUUCCUGCUGCCCUUCGUGGCCAUCCUGGCCUGCUACUGCAGCAUGGCCCGCAUCCUGUGCCAGAAGGAUGAGCUGAUCGGCCUGGCUGUGCACAAGAGGAAGGACAAAGCCGUGCGUAUGGUCAUCAUCGUGGUCAUCGUCUUCUCCAUCAGCUUCCUCCCCUUCCACCUCACCAAGACCAUCUACCUGAUCGUCCGCUCCUCGCCCGUCCUGCCCUGCCCGGCCCUGCAGGCCUUUGCCAUCGCCUACAAGUGCACGCGGCCCUUCGCCAGCAUGAACAGCGUCCUCGACCCCAUCCUCUUCUACUUCACCCAGCGCAAGUUCCGCGAGAGCACCCGCUACCUCCUCGACAAGAUGAGCUCCAAGUGGCGGCACGACCACUGCAUCACCUACGGCUCCUAGGCGGGGACCAGGCCACCUCGGUGCUACCGAGGCACGGAGCAAUUUCAGCUCUAAGCUCCACAGAGCAGAGAUGGCUUCACUGGGGGACAUGCUGGAGGAGAGGAGGAUGGCAUCUCCCAAGCUUUCAGCACUUUCAGCCCAUCUCCAGCCUGGUGAUGGAUCCAUGGUGAUCCAUCUCCAUCCAGUGGUGCAGUAUUAACCCUAUCACAGAUCUAGUGUCCUCUCCCUUGCUCACUUGGAGCAGCUCGGCACCUUGGUGAUCAAGCCACCGAUGCAAUCAAAAUCCAGGGAGCGUGGAGAAAAAGAUGGAGCUCCAUGGAGGACACAUCCCUGGAUCAGGAUGAGCUGCUGGGGGAUGAUUUGUCCCCAUACUCAAUUAAAAAUUCCAUGAUGGGGACAGCAUGAAGGCUGGGGAGGGUUUGGUUCAGCCCAUACCAUGGGGCCAUGUGUUUCUCCAACUCAAGAUCAGUGUCACAGGUGGUUUUUGUGUAACAUCCUUUUUGGGACACCCCUAUCCCCCAUUGCUCAGAAUGAGGCCACUCCAGCAAGAGACACAGGCUCACUGGUAUUGCUGGUGUUGCAAAAUGGUGGAGCAGCACCCCUGGAUGGACUGGGAACCAGGAAAGGGGGCAUCAGGGCAACUGGAACACCCACGCUGGAUUACCCACUGAAGCCACAACCAUGGGCUGGGUUAGGCACAAGCCACCAGCAUUGUCACCUGCCUGGCGACCUUCACCUGAAUCCAGCUCCCUGCUUAGCCCAGCACCCCAAAUCCGGCCCAUGCUGGUGUCAGUGGUGCCCUGCUGUCACCUCCUAACCACCACAAUCAGAUCCACCACACGUGGACACAACGCCCAGAGUUGGAAGAUGCAUUCCACAGAGAGCUACUCAAUGUCCUGGCCAUGUCACCAUACAUGCCUGGGCUCUCCGCAGGGUUGGGGCUUGAGCUUUGCUCCCCCAGCCUCUGUUGGGAUGCUGCCCCCUCCCAGCGAGGAGGGAUUUGCGAGGUGGAUGCACUACUCGUCGCUCUGCCAGUCUUCUCUAACAUAUAGGAUGUAUAGAAUUAACUCUCUGCUCUCUCUCACAUGGGUGUAUACACCCACUGUAUGUACAGACAUAGAAUAUAUCCGAGCAGAGGGAGGUUUGUGGCCCAGCCCAGGCUCUGCAGUGCAGAAAUUCUCUGCCUGAACAUGGUGUAUGUAUCUACACAGUGUAUAUAUAUAAAUAUAUAUGUGGAUAACUGCA
Taeniopygia guttata (zebra finch) is the source of this 2378-nucleotide messenger RNA. RefSeq names its product pyrimidinergic receptor P2Y6 (gene P2RY6). Gene Ontology annotation, biological process: cellular response to pyrimidine ribonucleotide; phospholipase C-activating G protein-coupled receptor signaling pathway. Gene Ontology annotation, molecular function: G protein-coupled UTP receptor activity; G protein-coupled ADP receptor activity; G protein-coupled UDP receptor activity. The record is from RefSeq and is a predicted model, not a curated record. NCBI's taxonomy places the organism in Eukaryota, Metazoa, Chordata, Aves, Passeriformes, Estrildidae. Gene Ontology annotation, cellular component: plasma membrane.